AUGGCCAACAAUACAAACAAUAUAAGAUCUAGUACAAUAACAACGACGAAUAAUCAAUCUAAUAAUAGCCCUUUGCUAUCGAGCGGGGUUCAUUCAAUUCAACGUAAUAAUCGAGAUCUUCUUCAUCCAAAAAAAUUAGCAUUUUCACCAAAAUUGAGUGGUCUUGGAACAACACAAGAUAGCAGUCUGUCAUCAGAUUCGUAUAGUAUCAAUCGACAAGGUUCAGCUGAGUCCAAUUAUAGUCAACAAUCAUCAGAAAGUUUUGAUGGAGAUUCAUCUGAUGUAACUAAAACAGCUGCUACAACUACAAAUAGUUUAUCACCUCCAACUAAACUCCGUGAUCAAACACGUUCAGCAAAUGAAGCAUUGGAACGAUGUAAAACAAAACCAGUUGCAUUUGCUGUACGAACAAAUAUUGAUUAUGUACCAUCACCUGAUGAUCUUUGUCCUAUUGCUAAAGCAGCUAUUACAUUUAAAACAAAAGAAUUUCUUCAUAUAAAAGAUAAAUUUAAUAAUGAUUGGUGGAUUGGUCGAUUAGUUAAAGUUGAUGCAUCACUUGGUUUUAUACCAAGUCCAGCUAAAUUAGAAAUGAUACGUAUACAAUCAAAUCGUAAAAGUAAAAAUCAUCCAAUACCACUUGCAAAUACAACACCACGUAUGAAAGGAUCAACACAAAGUCUUGAUAUGAUUGAUCAAAAUGUUCCUACAUUUAAUGAUGAAAUGUUUGGUAAUGAUGGUGAUGGUGAUAAUAAUAGUCUUACGAAAUCAAAAUUAAAUACAAAUGCAAACAAAGAUAGAAAGAAAAAUUUUUUCAAAAAGAGUGUAAACAUUACACCAUAUGAUGUUGUACCAAAUAUGCGUCCCGUUGUAUUAGUUGGUCCUUCAUUAAAAGGAUAUGAUGUUACAGAUAUGAUGCAAAAAGCUGUUUUUGAUUUUUUAAAACAUCGUUAUGAAGGUCGUAUUAUAAUAACACGUGUUACAGCUGAUAUAUCUCUUGCUAAACGUGGUCUUUUAAAUAAUCCAUCAAAAAUUGCACUUAUUGAACGUACUAGUUCAAAUACUGGUGGUGAUAAUUCAUCAUCAACAGCACCUGGUUUCGGUUCAAUCAAUGCAACACGUGCAAAUGGUAUAAAAGAAGUUCAUGAUGAAAUUGAACGUAUAUUUGAAUUAGCACGAAGUUUACAAUUAGUUGUACUUGAUUGUGAUACAAUAAAUCAUCCAGCUCAAUUACAAAAAACAUCUUUAGCACCAAUAAUUAUUUAUUUAAAAGUUUCAUCACCAAAAGUUUUACAAAAAUUAAUUAAAUCACGUGGAAAAAGUCAACAUAGAAAUUUAAAUGUACAAUUAGUUGCUGCUGAUAAAUUAACACAAUGUCCAACUGAAAUGUUUGAUUUAAUAUUAGAACAAAAUCAAUUAGAAGAUGCUUGUAAUAGUUUAGCAACAUUUUUGGAUUCAUAUUGGAAUGCAACACAUCCGAAAUUAGAUGAAAAAAAUGAUUUAACUAAUGAUUCAACAUAUGUUCCACCACGUCCAACAGCUUCACUUAUUGCUCAUAUACCACAAAUAAGUCCUCCAGGAUCUGUACCAGUUGUUACAACAACGGCACGUCUCCUUCCAUCAUCACCAUUAAUUAAUGAUAUAACACAAUCACAAUUAUCUGUUAAUCGUUAUGGAACUGCAAGUAUUGCAGGAAAUUCAAAUCAACGUUUACCAUUAUCAUCGAAUUCGGAUUAUUAUAGACAAACAUCAACAUCACAAGUGACAUCUCCUGCAUCUACUUAUGAUGACGAAAGAUUUGCCCAUUAUGAAAUGGCUAAUUUUCGGUAA
Messenger RNA from Rotaria sordida, 1827 nucleotides. The record is from the annotation of a GenBank genome assembly. NCBI's taxonomy places the organism in Eukaryota, Metazoa, Rotifera, Eurotatoria, Philodinida, Philodinidae.